Messenger RNA from Mytilinidion resinicola, 947 nucleotides. RefSeq lists its product as uncharacterized. The record is from RefSeq and is a predicted model, not a curated record. The coding region runs from base 207 to 647 and encodes 146 amino acids. Lineage: Eukaryota; Fungi; Ascomycota; Dothideomycetes; Mytilinidiales; Mytilinidiaceae. The transcript has 2 exons.
GCCUUGCGCCGGCAACGUAAUGCAGCAGCUAUCUGAGCUGAACGGCAAGCUCGCAUGUUAUUGAGAGCUCUGUCACCUUCUAUAGCAUCAUCAGUAACGGCGCAGGCUCCAUUUUUGAGACUUCGACGGUCUCCUCCAACACAGCCGCCACACUCCAAGUUUUGAGCACCUAUAUCCGUCUCACGCAGCUACACCACGCUCUUUACAUGCAUUUUCAGGCCAUCCUCGCGAGCAGUAGCACGUCGUCAGACUACUCGCCCCGGCUCCUCGACUCCAGCAAUUCGAGCUCCAUCUCUUCUCCCAAUUCCACUUCACCUUUUCUACCUGCUACCCGCUCCGUCCCGGUGCUCUUUCCCGGCCUUACCAUAGGCGGUGUAUCGCUCGCGUGCUACCCGCGAUUCCAGCUCAAGUUUAUCUUGCAGAUCUGCGUGCAUCACCUAGGCGAGGUGGAGACGCUACUUGGGCUUCCUGCGGGGUUCUGCGUUAGCAAGAGCGGGCUGGACGGCGGGGAGGCCACAGCGGCUGGUGGAAUACUUCAUCCAGUCCUAGUACGCACGGUGAUGAUGGAAGCGGAAGAGACGGUGAAAGGGAUAAAGAGGGUGUUGGCUGAGCUGGGAGAGGACUUGAAGGGUAGCAUUCAGGUGUGAGAGAGGUGCAAGUGACGUGGGAGUGAAGCGGAACGGGGCGGGAAGUGGGGCGUAAAUGAAGUGGAGUCAGCAAGCAGAUGUGGCGUAAGUAAGAUGUGAGUGACUCAGCGGCGUUAGGCACGCUGCGACGGCGGAGAGAGAGAUGGAAGUCCUCCAAGGAAAGUCCUCUCAGGGAUGUAUCUUCUGGCUAUAUAUUUUAGAGAGGGAUCAAAAGGGGCUCGCUUUGAGAGCUUUCUAAUGCAACACAUCUUUAGGUUACGCACCUCGCGUCAAACGGCAUUUCCUAGAUCCGAGAGGCCG